Staurois parvus is the source of this 320-nucleotide messenger RNA. Lineage: Eukaryota; Metazoa; Chordata; Amphibia; Anura; Ranidae. The record is from the annotation of a GenBank genome assembly.
AUGAUGUUGCAUUUCCGGGGAGAGAACUGUAUGUAAACAAUACAUUUCUCUCCCCUGUCAGCUCCUGCACACUGCUUUGUAUGGCUGUGCAUAGCCGAGCCAUACAAAGCAGUGUGCUUACAGUGGAAAGCACAGACCCAGCUUCAUAGUAAAACACAUAGCACACAGUUAACCCUUUGAUCUCCCAGAUGUUACCCCUUUCUUGCCCAGUGCCAUUAGUACAGUGUCAGUGCUUUUUAUUAGCACUGAUCACUGUAUUGGUGUCAGUGAUACCAAAUCAGUUCCCCCCAGUGUCAGAAUGCCCUCCGCAGUCACGCUAU